Molecule: messenger RNA, 3162 nt
Organism: Talaromyces amestolkiae
Lineage: Eukaryota; Fungi; Ascomycota; Eurotiomycetes; Eurotiales; Trichocomaceae
Exons: 18
Coding region: 1-3162 (1053 amino acids)
Molecular function (GO): protein binding; hydrolase activity
Source: RefSeq, a predicted model, not a curated record
AUGACAGUUUUGCUUCAAUCUAUGGAAAAGAGUAACGGUGUUUUGGCAACGAAUCUCAAUCCUAAUUUUGAAGAUGGGACCAUGUUCGCCAAUGACAAUGAGUUGAUUCUCUACGGUGGGUUAUCUCGCGUGACAGAUGGUGCAAAUCCGCCACCGGCAGAAGUGAUCUUAGGAUACGAAGCUUAUGAAGGUUCAGCAUCGAUUGAAAGCUGGAAACCUGGCUUUGAACAAAAGAGCACAAACAACAGUGUUACUCGUUACGUCACAAAUGGUGCAGGGGUUUCUGUUCCUAGCGAGAACCUUGGGUUUUAUUUCAGUGGCAUGCAUGGACUAAUGGGCGACUUGGUGGAAGGGGACAACGGCUCAACUUAUUCAACAGCCACAAGUUUGAUUACCGUGAACUUGGCAGCCAUGAGAAACGAGAGUUGGCAGAAUAGUAGCCUACCAGCCCAUAUUCCUGGGAGAGCAAAUGCCGAGAUAGUAUGGCUUCCUGUCUCGGAGUCAGGAAUCUUGGUUGUGAUAGGAGGAGUCAUUAAUCCCGAAAUCCUCUCCUCUAACGACAAUUUGACAGAUGAGGACAUAGCCGCUAGCAGCCAAAAUAGUCCCAUUUUCAUGAAAGAGCUUCCGGUCUACGAUAUUGCGUUUCUGCAAACUACUACUGGGGACAUCCCGCCACAACUUACGAUGCUCUGCUCGGUCAUGGCUCCUGUAUCUGACGGUAGUACCUUCAACAUAUACAUUUAUGGGGGCUAUGAUGGUAUCAAUGCUAGUUCCGCUCCAUCAGACGAUGUCUACAUCCUGUCUAUUUCAUCUUUUACAUGGAUCAAGGUAUAUUCUGGCCAGUCUUCACAUGGUCGUAGCGGUCACAAGUGCAUCAAGGUCUAUCCAGAUAAGAUGUUCGUCUUGGGUGGGGCUUACAAGAAUGAUUCUUCGAACUGUCUGGAUGGAGGAUUCUUGCAAGUUUUCAAUCUUAACACGCUUCAGUUUCAGAAUACUUACGACCCUAAUGAGUGGAGUAAUUACUCGAUGCCCUUGAUAGUCACUGAUCGAAUUGGUGGAAAUACGACUGAGGGAGGGAACAUGCUUUUGCCAUCGUCAUGGGGUGAUGGAGGUCUCAGCAGCAUAUUUGCGGAGACUUAUACCAAGCCUAUCGCGACGUAUUACCCUUAUACAUCAACAACAGUCACACCAGCGUCAUCAACAGCCACCAGCAUGAUUGACGACUCCUACAGUCCAUCACAGGCGUUAGAAGGAUUUACCGGCCGACCUGCCAGAAUGCUGAUCAAAGAGUCUCACAUCGACGUGCCCACCAAGGCCGGUGGACAGGAUGGAUCGAUGAGAAUAUACAUCUUCCAUCCGACCAUCCCGGGCUACCCUAAUGCCCGAUUCCCAGGUGUCGUAGUCUUUAGCGAGAUCUAUCAAGUAACCGGCCCAGUAGCCAGGUUUGCAAGACAGAUUGCUGGUCAGGGAUACAUCUGUGCCGCUCCAUCGAGUUACCAUGAGUUCACGGGCCCCGAGGCAUUGAAGUACGAUGCUGAGGAUACAGACAAGGGCAAUCUGUGGAAGAUUUCAAAGAAAAUACAAGCCUACGACGAAGAUGCCUCCCUUUCAGUAGACUAUCUCCUCUCCCUACCCACAUGCAACGGCCGCGUGGGAGCCACAGGAAUGUGUCUAGGCGGUCAUUUGGCAUACCGAUGCGCGCUCGAUCAGAGAGUCAAAGCUGCCGUUUGCUAUUUCGCAACUGACAUCCACAGCGCGACGUUGGGUGAGGGUAAGAGCGAUGACAGUUUGAAGCGUGCCGGAGAUAUUAAGGGGGAGUUGAUUAUGAUCUUUGGAAAGAACGAUAACCAUGUCCCGCCUGAAGGACGGGAUUUGAUUCGCAAGACGCUGCAUGAGAAGGGUGUUUUGUUUAGUUUUUAUGAAGUUGCUUGGGCUCAACACGCAUUCAUCCGCGAUGAACUCAGCAAAGGCCGUUACGAUCCGGCCAUUUCCAAAAGUUGCUUUGAGAUGCUUCUAGAGCUGUUCAAUCGGACUUUGAAGCUGGAUUUGGGUGAUCAUGAUGGGAAGAAGCUUGAGAUUGAGGAUGUAUAUCGAGCUGACCGCCGCUUUUUGCGCCGAUUCGCUAUUCCCAUUCUUUGUCCGACAGAACUCCAGUCCGAGGCUCGCGGUUCCCGUGGUGCGGUCGUCGCAGUUGUUGCCGGUCGGGGGCGAGAAUACGGUCACGACAACAGACCCGGCAGACGAUCCAAAGCUUUUCAAUUCAAAUUAAUAUCGCUGCCAAGGUCGACUUUUUUCCGUCAAUAUGGGUUCGACGCAAUUCGGGAAUUUCCAUUGUGCAAUCUCUUCGUUCCAAGCAAUCAACCUCCCAAUCUGGCCUACGGGGGCUGUGCGCUCACCGGUAUUCACCUCAGCAAUGGCAGAUAUUUGGGCAAUUUGGGAUCGAUUUUGGUAGCCUUUAUCGCGGUAGUAACCUGCAUCUUGCUGCUUCUCUUAUCGGAACGAAAACGUGCAGCUGUGGGGAGGAGGGAAAUUCAAUUAUUCUUGCUCGGUUAUGCCAUCAUUUCAAUUUGCGAAAUCUUCACUGUUGGCGCAUUUCCCCUAGCGGAUAAUGUCCGCAAGGGAUUUACUGCCGUGCACAUCGCCGCUAUAACUGCUACUUCCUGGGUACUUUUCCUAAACGCUCUUGUCGGUUUCCAGCUUCUCGACGAUGGCACACCUCUGUCCGUAGGUCUUUUUGCAGGUUCAGCAGUAGUCCUCUUCAUCGGAACUGGUUACAUUGCUUUGGACACUGGAUUCAGCUGGACCGGCCAUUUUGAUUCCAGCCUAUCAGGCAACAAUCGCAACAUCGGUCUCUAUGUGUUAUACCUGUUGUUCCCGCUUGUCUGUCUGUUUUUCUUCUAUAUAUUGGAAACCAUCCUCGUCUUGCGCGUGCUUGGCGAACGCAGGCCAUUGAUCUACCUCACCGCUGCCGCCCUUCUCUUCGCCAUCGCCCAAGUCUUUGACUUUGUCAUCAGUCCUCACAUCUGCAAUCCCGUCCAUGGCAAAAUCAACGGCGCCUUUUUUGAAACGCUCUUCUCGCUACUUUCCGUCGUCUGCGUGUGGCUGUUUUGGAGCAGCAUUACCGAAGACGACUGGCCUGCAGUGUCUAGUGGCUACACCUAA